This is a messenger RNA of Daphnia magna, 2785 nucleotides long. It is a transcript of the gene Hsepi, whose product is annotated as D-glucuronyl C5-epimerase B. Gene Ontology annotation, biological process: heparan sulfate proteoglycan biosynthetic process. The transcript is spliced from 11 exons. Gene Ontology annotation, molecular function: heparosan-N-sulfate-glucuronate 5-epimerase activity. Lineage: Eukaryota; Metazoa; Arthropoda; Branchiopoda; Diplostraca; Daphniidae. The record is from RefSeq and is a predicted model, not a curated record. Gene Ontology annotation, cellular component: Golgi apparatus. The coding region runs from base 616 to 2313 and encodes 565 amino acids.
UUCAUUUUGGUGUCAACUGAAAUGUAAACUUGGUUAGUCCGACUUCGACCAACCGAGUUGAUCUAAAAUCCAUUUUGGUGUCAACCUUAUGGUUGAGUUCAACUCAACCAGGUAGACGCCAAAACGCGCCUUUAGUUGCUGUUCGUUUCGCGUUUCGCUUUCGCGUUUUAGGGACACCCCCUUAGGGGCUGUUUCGCACAGCGUUCCGCGUUUUAGUCGCUGCUCGUUUUGCGUUUCGCUUUCGCAUUUUAGGGAUGCCCCUUGAUGUAUGUAAGUAUGUUAGUAUGUUUUGUUGUCUUUAUGGGCAAGAGGUAUGUUAAUUUAACUGUACGUCUGCGGAGAACUCAUGAACUGUGUACGAGUACAAGAUAUACCUUGAGUUGUCAGAAUUAGAAAUUCACAUGCCAGGAGAUGGGAAAUUUCAAAAAAUUUGACAGAAGUACAGUUAGGGAUAAAUGCUAAACAAUAAUUGCCAUGUUAAAAGUUGUGAGUCCCGAUGCCCGAUCUCCGUUUUUGUUUUGUUUUUGUGGGAAGCAGCUACAUUUGUAAAGGUUUUAUGCCAAGAUGAUGUACUAAAGCAUGCAAAGAAACGAGGAUAUUUUGUUGUGAAACAAAAUGGCUCGCCUCAAUUUGAAACUACUUCUGUUUCUUCUGAUAGCUGUAGUAUCAUGCACAUUGGUUACAUACAUCUUCACCUGUGGUCAUGCAACCUCCAGCCACACAAGGUUUAUUCACAGGUUAAAAGAAUCUUCACCAGAAUCCAGAGGAAAGCUUUAUGAAGAACUUCUGUGUUCCAUUAAUGGAAUGUAUCAAAUUUCUUGCCGAAAAGAAGGAAGAGAAGUGUUCAUUCCUUUCUCAUUUCUUGAGAAGUAUUAUGAAGUUUAUGGAAAAUUAACCAAAAAUAGAGGUCAUGAGCAGUUUGAGUGGUCACACUCUUAUUCAAAAGUAUUCAAACCAACUAUGCGAUACAAUUCAUCAGGGAUGUUCAUGUACUUCAGCAACUACAAUGUAGAAGUACGUGACCGAGUAAAAUGUAUUUCAGCCACAGAAGGAGUUCCUGUUUCAACACAGUGGGAAGCAAGUGGAUAUUAUUAUCCAGUUCAAGUGGCUCAAUAUGGUCUCUCCCACUACAGCAAAAACCUCAGUGACCGCACUCCCAAAAGAAAAAUCCUAGAAGAUGGAAACUUGGUAACUGCCAAAUGGCAAGUUCCUAAAGGAGCAUCUGUUAAAAGAAAUUAUGAUUAUGAAAAAUUUACUCACGUACUGGAAUUCAAUAGCCAUGAUAGUACGGGUAUUUCAUUAAAGUUGAGACAGGGAAUCGACUUGGUUUUAAGUUUUGAUCUACGGUUCUUAAGUAUGAAUGGCUCGCUUACUAUUUUCCUGGAAGACCGGGAUCGAUCAAAAAUUUUUCCAGUUUCGUUUGUAUGUUCUCCUGUGCUUAUUCACGUUUUUAACUCAAGUGGAAGUUAUUCCACUAACUAUGGACUGGGUAGUUGUCAAAACUGGAACCAAUUGACCCGGGAUCUGCAUGUCGAUUUGGUGAAGGGUCAUGUGCUUUCAGGAAGAGGCAAGAAAUUAUCAAAAACGAAAUUACGCAUUCAUCAUUUAUUAGUAAAGGGGCAUGGGCAGCUAGACAAUUUAACACUUGCCUCAAGCAAUCAUAUGGGAAUGUUUUAUUCAUCUGCCGAUUGGCUUGUUCGUCAUCAAGAUUCGAGUGGCGGAUGGCCUAUUGGAGUCAAACGGAAGAUAGCAUCAGGAAAGGCAGAUCUGGAUCCUGGUUGGUAUUCUGCUAUGGGACAAGGCCAAGCUAUGUCCCUUUUAAUGCGAGCUUAUUAUCGGUCAGGUAAAUCACAUUAUUUGGAAGCUGCGUUGAAAGGCAUGAAGCCGUUCAGUAAAUCAAGUACUGAAGGAGGAGUACGUGCCUACUUCAUGAAUCAGUAUCCGUGGUACGAAGAAUAUCCGACUGUGCCUCCAUCUUUUGUUCUGAAUGGUUUCAUUUACUCAUUGAUCGGUCUGUACGAUGUUGUAUCUCUGGCACCACACGACCAAGUUGGCGAUGCCCAACUUUUAUUUGAUCAAGGGAUGCAUUCGCUCAAGAAGUUACUACCUCUAUUUGACACUGGAUCUGGAACUGUUUACGACCUUCGACACUUCACCCUUGGUCUGGCACCAAAUAUAGCGCGAUGGGACUACCACUCAACACACAUCAACCAAUUACUUCUUUUAAGUACAAUAGACUCUGAUCCAAUUCUAACAACCGUCGCUGGUAGAUGGACAAGCUAUAUGUCUGGAAAACGAGCCGCACAUAAUUGAUGGUGAUAUUGCGUAUAAUUUGAAUUAAGAGUGCAGUAAAAUUUGCAUGGUACUUUGAGUCACGCCACACAAGCUACUUGUUUACAAAUAACUUCGUUUAUUUCUUUAAAAUAUCUUUUCCAAAAUCUAGCAAAACCUUGAUUUCGUCGUGUAUAUUUGCUGCAGUAAGCAUCUUAUUUCGUCAUGUAACGUUUUAAUUUAAAGAUGGAGUAAUUUUGAAAAGUUUCGAAUGAUCGACCUUAAGCUAGUACAGUGGUUGUUAUGGCACGUAUAAUAACUAACAUUUUUGAAUCUGGGUUAACAACUUCCAUUUUUCAUGGAUUUUCUUUAACUGUAAUCCAACAUCACUCUGUUUGUCUUUUAAUUUUUAUGUACUUUGUUUAUUUGACAACAUUUCAUGCAUUCCAAAAUUCUUUUUAAUGCCAACAAUAGAGUAUCAUUUUGCACUGAAUAUAUUAAACCAUAAAAUGAA